Elaeis guineensis (African oil palm) is the source of this 2534-nucleotide messenger RNA. RefSeq lists its product as uncharacterized. The record is from RefSeq and is a predicted model, not a curated record. Lineage: Eukaryota; Viridiplantae; Streptophyta; Magnoliopsida; Arecales; Arecaceae.
UUCUUUUUUCUUUCAUUUCCUCCCCGAACUCCCAACCAAGGCGUUAAAGCUCUCGCAGCAGACGGGAAAAAACGUCUUUUUUUCCUCCUUCGACGUCUCUUGCUUCUGCUUCUCCUCCUCGAUCGUCACCACCCGCUUCAUCUUUCUCCUUCGAUUCCCAUUGGUUCGAACUGAGGGCGCCGAUUGGUCCCUCUUUGCAGCGUCUUCUCCCCCCCCCCGCUCUCGACCACCGACCCAACCGAAUUUUGAACAGAGAUGUUAGUCAUUUUUUGACUCUCAUGGAUGGAGCAUCUUAUGUGUUAUUAACGUUCAAAUCAUGGCAUCUGCAAUAUUCUCGCACCUGCAGAACCUGUGGCCAUUCUCCAUAUUUAAGACUGAUGAUCUGAAAGUUUCAGCACGAUUGGUUCGUAAGCUUUCAAUCCCAGAGAAGACAAAACAAUUUGUUUUUGCUAUUAGAGAACCUGAAUCUGAUGCUGUGGUGUAUAUUUUGGCUGCUAAUAACUUGUCUGAACAAUCUGCACUUGACGCAGAGUAUCUAAUUAAAGAAGUACAGCCUAGAGUUGUUGUAGCUCAGGUUGAUCCAUCAGCAUUGGAUGAUAUUCAGGCUGAGGAGAAGUGUUUAAAAAGUGAUCAAUUAAACAAUGUGCCGACUUCAUCUUUUGGAGUGCUUAAAAGAUGUUUGACAGAAAAGAUUAACAGAAAGCAGUAUGAAAAUUUUGCCGGCUUCCAGAUCUUACAAGAGAUUUUUGGUGUUGGAUUAUACGGUCAUUUCUUGGCUGCUAAGAGAGCUGCAGAAGAUAUUGAUUCACAUUUUCUGUUACUUGAGUCCCCAUAUGAAAAUAAAUGUAUUGCAACUCCCCCAGGCAAUGUGGAAAGUAGAAAACAAAGCUCAGGGUUACACUUACAGAUGAGUAGCUUGAUUCCUGGAAAAGUUACUCCAGCUGUCUGCUCAAAUUCUAGAAAAUUUAGCCUCACGGGCGCUCUUCAGUCAGAGGUGGUUCGGUCAUUAGCAUCCUCUCUUGAUUUAUUAAUUCCAGAAGCAACUUUGUCCACCUCAGUUUCAGAUGUGGGAACAGGAGAAUGCAAGCCAUCAAGUAGCUACCAAGCUCCACCAUUUGCGCAAUCUGUCUACCCCUUGCUAGCAGAUCUACAUGACAUAUUCAUUGACCUUCCAUCUAUUGGAAAAGCUCUAUUUUCUGCACAGAAAAUGCUUACUAAUGUAAAUGAAGGAGAGCCAGUUGAUACUGAAAUCGUAUCCAAUAUAUAUGCCUUCAGAAUUGCAGUUGAGGGUCUCAGAAUAGCUUUAAACAGUGCUGCACGGUUUCCCAUUGAGAGAACAGAGAAUGGCAACUCAGCAAAGUUGGAGUUCUCUGAGCUCCCAUCUGAGGAGAAAUGCCAUGUACUUUUUGCACAAGCUCUUAGGAUCCAAGCCAGAAAGUUUGGGUCGGCUGUGGCUAUAGUUAAUGCGGGUUGCUUGGCUGGUCUCAGGAGGCAUUGGAACACAUCCUUGCCUCAAGAGGUUGCAGAUUUAGCUGAUGAGCUUUUAGCAUUUCAGUAUGAAGAUAAACGUAAUACUGAUGGGGAAAUGGUGAUGGAAAACAUGGAAAGGAAGCGGCUAUUAGCAGAUAAGCCUGUGAUUGCUGUUGGUGCAGGAGCAACCGCAAUUCUGGGUGCAUCUUCCCUAUCAAAAGCCAUUCCUGCAUCCACAUUUAUUAAGCUUGCUGCGUACAAGAUCCCCACAUCCCUUAAAUUUGGCUUAGUCCAACUGCAACGAAAAGCUUUUAUUGGAGUCAGCAAAUUUCUUGGCCCAUCAAAACUUUCUGGUGUUGCAAGUGCUGGAGCCAAGACGUCAACCAUGAAGUUUACAGCAUCAGCUGAGAAGAUCCGUGCAGUGACACACAGUAUGCUUGCCUCGGCUGAAAGGACUACCUUAUUGGCAAUGCGGACAUCAUUCUAUGAGAUAAUGAGGAUGAGACAUACUCAACCAUUUAGGAUUGGACCAUGGGCCACCUUUGGUUGUAGCAUGGCGGUGUGCACUGGGCUUCUCACCUAUGGAGAUGGGAUUGAGUGUGCAGCUGAGUCAGUGCCAUCAGUUCCCAUGAUUGCCUCUUUGGGUCGUGGUCUCCAGAGCCUGCACCAGACAUCUCAGGAAGUGAGACAGACAAAUGGCCCAAAGAUACAGGAAGCUUUACAGUCUUUGAUGUACAGUUUGAAGAAAAUAAAAGUUUCAGUAAACAAGGUUUGAGAUCUUUCCUAUGCAAACCAGUAUUUAUAGAGGAAACCAUGCUUCAAAAAAAAAAAACCCGCUAAGCGCUAUCUGUCCAUCUCCAAGUGGUAGGAAAUAGGGAAAUACAUCUGUGCUCCUCUGGCUACGAUCUGCUUUCUGUAGUAGAAGAGCUUAAUAUUUGCUAUUAUAACUAGCAGGUGAUGAAACGAUUAGGGUUUUUGGGGUGCAUUUCUGUAUAAAGAGCAGUAAUGUUUUUAUCAAAUUCCAUCAACCGCUAGUGAAUAUAUGUGCUGAGUCUUCAUGUAGA